CUUCCCACCACGCCUCCUCGCCCACCUCGGCGGAGCCUCGCUGAACCCAGCGAAGCGAGCGAGGCGCGAUGGACGGCCGAGUGCAGCUGAUCAAGGCCCUCCUGGCCCUGCCCAUUCGGCCCCAGACGCGUCGGUGGAGAAACCCGAUCCCCUUCCCCGAGACGUUUGACGGCGACACCGACCGGCUCCCGGAGUUUAUCGUGCAGACGGGCGCCUACAUGCUAGUGGACGAGAACCUGUUCACCAACGAUGCCCUGAAGGUGACGUUCCUCAUCACCCGCCUGACCGGGCCCGCCCUGCAGUGGGUGAUCCCGUACAUCAGGAAGCAGAGCCCCCUCCUCAACGAUUACCGGGGCUUCCUGGCCGAGAUGAAGCGGGUCUUUGGAUGGGUGGAGGACGAGGACUUCUAGGCCGGGAGCCCCUCGGGCCUGGGGGCGGGUGCUCGGGGGAGGGUCCGCCGCGCCAGUCGCCGCCGCCCAGAUCGCCGCAGGCGGCGUCCUCCCGCCGCGCCUCCCCCGUCCCUCACCUUCGGGUCGCCGCGAUCUCCCCCGCGCUCGUGUCCCGUCCCGCGUAGUGCUUGCCUUUGUUCCAGGAAUAGCGCUCCAGGUUCCCGCUGCUGCCGCCGCCGCCGCCGGGCCUGGCUCUGGAGCGGCCGCCGCCCUCUCGGGCCAGCCCGGCCCCUCCCCUGCACACUUGGACUCAGUCGUGCGCUCCAGCUGCAAGCCGGGCUCCUGUUACACAGCGGACAGACCACCCUCAGCCCGGCCGCUGCCAA
Messenger RNA from Kogia breviceps (pygmy sperm whale), 775 nucleotides. Its product is annotated as retrotransposon Gag-like protein 8. The record is from RefSeq and is a predicted model, not a curated record. NCBI's taxonomy places the organism in Eukaryota, Metazoa, Chordata, Mammalia, Artiodactyla, Physeteridae.